Molecule: messenger RNA, 1035 nt
Organism: Sphaeramia orbicularis (orbiculate cardinalfish)
Lineage: Eukaryota; Metazoa; Chordata; Actinopteri; Kurtiformes; Apogonidae
Exons: 7
Coding region: 239-928 (229 amino acids)
Source: RefSeq, a predicted model, not a curated record
CUCCGCCUGUGCUGUGUGUGCCUGUCACUGCUCGGCUGACAUCACGCAGGAUCCGCCACAAUGUCAAACAUCCACCAGCAGAGCCAGCUCAUGGCUUCCCCACGCCACAAUGACACGCACCGCCGCGUCCUCCUGCUCAUCCUUUAAAUCCACAUCCACCUUUUAUGGCUUCACCCAUGUCCCCACAGAGGAUGCGUUUGAGUAGGUCUAUGUGAGUGUGUGAGCCAGGUCAGAGGUCAUGCUGCGGAGGGAAUCUGACUCCCACGGCCUCUUUUCCUCCGGAGAGACGUCUGACAAUGACUGUGAGAUGGGGGCGAGUUGUGGAGAGGUAGAUGUUGUGUGUCUGUGCGAGGCCGGUCCCUGUACACUUUAUUCAGAAGCACACACACCUACGCCGAACACACAGCUGUGUGAACACUGUGGAAAAAAACGAGUGAUGGUAACCAGAUACUCAGAGGGAUACGGCACAGAGGAGGAGUAUGUAUUGUCUGACCCUCAGGGGGAAAGUGAUGCAGACGCUGACAUAGAAGAUACAGAUAGCAGACUUCAGGAGCCUGGUUCACUCCAGCGAAUCAGCUCACGGAGACGUAAACGCCCGCGAGUUGCGCGGCAAGACACCACUGAGAGUGAAGACGAUGGUGGGCGGAGCCACAGGUCCCAUCGCUGGAACCUCAGGCUCAGCCCUGACAGAGCACAGAGCAGAACCAUACUAGAGGAGAGCAUAUCGCAGGUCAGGCCGCUGAUCAUCUGCCAGCCAAACGCUGAGAAGGAGAAGAGUCCCAGUGAACUGUCCAAAGGAUCCAAACGUCUGAUGUCUCUGUGGCCAUCGUCCCUGUCUCUUCCACUUAUCCUCCUCCUCUCUCUUCCACUCUCCCUUUCCCUCAUCAUUGUCAUUGUGUCUUUUAUUUUACCGUGGGCCAGUGCUUGACCACAAGAUUUAGUUUAACCCAUAAAGACCCAGUGUUACUUUUGUGGCAGUUCCCAAAUUAGUUUUUUUUCUCUGUAUUUCACAUUUCCUGAGUGAUUCAAUACCAU